Molecule: messenger RNA, 1863 nt
Organism: Labeo rohita (rohu)
Lineage: Eukaryota; Metazoa; Chordata; Actinopteri; Cypriniformes; Cyprinidae
Gene: hbegfb
Product: heparin-binding EGF-like growth factor b
Exons: 6
Coding region: 147-818 (223 amino acids)
Biological process (GO): positive regulation of mitotic nuclear division; epidermal growth factor receptor signaling pathway; positive regulation of cell population proliferation
Source: RefSeq, a predicted model, not a curated record
GUUCCUGGCAAUCCACACGAGACUUUUGACACAGUCCCCAGCACGCGCAUUUGCGUCCAGAUCGCGGACGGUGCUGGAGGCAGGGAGGUACAGUCAGUGAGACCAACUUCUGAUCCUCUCUUAUCUCGGAUUAUACCAAAAGGAAUAUGAAUACGUUACGAACAGCGAUCUUUUUCGUCCAAUGUCUAGUGUUACUCAAGGUGUGCAGUGGCGCCUCUAUGGACAGGUAUGAGAGUGCCAAACCCAAAACUACAGUGGUCAACCUCUUUCACACCCUGGAGAAAACAAACACAACAGGGCUUCAGGUGGACAAGGAGACGAAUGUCUAUGAAGAUUAUGAAGAUGAAGACGAAUACGAUUAUAACUCUGGGGAUUAUGACCUUUACCAACCAAGAGUGGCAUUAUCCACCAAACCCAAACAUCCGUCAGUGGUUCCCACUACAGAGAAGAGGACAAGAAAAGGAAAACGGAAGGGCAAAGGAAAAGGCAAGGGAAGAAAGAAGAACCCUUGCCUGGGGGAAUACAAGGAUUUCUGCAUUCAUGGAGUGUGUCACCAUCUGAAGGAGUUGAACACUCAUUCUUGUGUAUGUAACUUAGGAUAUUCAGGAGAGCGAUGCCAUGUGUUCACCCUAGCAGUUGGUAAGGAGGAACAGGGUUACAGCCGGACCACAGCUCUAGCGGUAAUAGCAGUGGUCCUGUCUCUCAUGUGUGUCGCAAUCAUCGCCAUUCUGCUGGCACUACGGUACCACAAAAAAGAUGACGCUGAUGUGGAAAGUGAAGAAAAGGUCAAACUUGAGUCAAUGUCAGUACAGCAGUGAUAAGGGAAGAAAGGACGAGGAAUGCCAAAAGGACAUGGAUAGAUAGCACCGAGGACUGAGGAGUAAGCAUGGGCACAAUUUCUACAUUCGUCCCAGUGUCCUACAGUCAAAACGGCUGUCUACACUGGCAUGAAGGAUGUUUUGAACGCUGCUUCCAUGUGCAGUACAAUGUCAACAUAUUCUCUUUGUGGAGAACAUACUUAGAGGACUGAACCGGAUGAAUGUAUGGCGACUUAAUCUAGUUGCUUUUUCGUUUGUUGCUUAUUUAUUUAUUUCAAAAAGGGUGUUUCUGGUUUCUCCAACGCCACAAAGCACUUGUAAUUAUUUAUUUAUAAUGUAUUGGUUAUUUAUUUUGAUAUGUAACAAUUUUUUGUGUACUGAAUGCACUGUAAGACGUUUUGUAAAUGUGUUUUUAUUGUAAAAAUAUUUAUUAUUGAUAAAUACAAUCAAAUAAUGUUCUAAUAGGACUGAGGUUGCAUGACAGACUUUGCAAUCACAUAUGGAAGACCUUCCAGUAAAGUUUUAAUAAUAAUAUUAUAGCUAAGCUGUGAAAUAAACAGAUUUGCAGAGCUCUAAAAAUCAAUCAUUAAAUGACGUAUUGUGGAGGAAUGUCAGACGCAGGGCUUUGUAGGUCUGUUGUAUGUAUUACUGAGAAAGUGUAGCUUAAAUUAAGUGAAAUAAAAUGGAAUAUGUCUAUCAAAGUAUUUUAAGUACUAUGUGUCUAGUAUAAAAUAACAUGAUUUCAUUAACAACUUUUAAGCAAUGAUAACCAUUUUCAAUUUGUGAUAUUACUGUUUCAUUUUAAUAAACAACUGUUGAAUUGUGACUUUCUAAGUGUUUCUUGUUUUCAAUAUUUGUCCUUUUUGUCUGAUUUAAGUGCAGUGAGUUUAGAUAUGUUGUUAUGUACAAGCAUGUUGUAAGGUUUAAGCUAAAUGUUUAAACACUGAUUCUCCAGAAGGAAAAACGAUGCAUUAAGAGCAGGGGGUGAAAACUUUUGAACAGAAUGAAGAUGUGUACAUUUUUCUUAUUUUGCCUAAAUAUAAGU